UCUAUAUAAGGUCCCACAGUUAACAAUGCAUGUCAGAGCACAAACCAAGCCAUGAAGUCUGGAAUUGUCUGUAGAUCUCUGAGACAGAAUUGUAUCGAGGCACAGAUCUGGGGAAGUGUACAGAAACAUUUCUGCAGCAUUGAAGGUCCCAGUGAGCACAGUGGGCUCCAUCAUCCGUAAUGGAAGAAGUUUGGAACCACUAGGACUCUUCCUAGAGCUGGCCGCCUGGCCAAACUGAGCGAUCGGGGGAAAAGGGCCUUAGUCAGGGAGGUGACCAAAAACCCGAUGGUCACUCUGACAGAGUUCUAGCAUGUCUCUGUGGAGAGAGGAGAACCUUCCAGAAGAACAACAACCAUCUCUGCAGCACUCCACCAAUCAGGCCUGUAUGGUAGAGUGGCCAGACGGAAGUUUUUCAGCGGCAGGAACUUGGAGACUAGUCAGGAUCGAGGGAAAGAUGAAUGCAGCAAUGUACAGAGACAUCCUUGAUGAAAACCUUCUCCAGAGCGCUCUGGACCUCAGACUGGGUGAAGGUUUAUCUUCCAACAGGACAACGACCCUAAGCACACAGCCAAGAUAACGAAGGAGUGGCUACAGGACAACUCUGUGAAUGUCCUUGAGUGGCCCAGCCAGAGCCCAGACUUGAACCCAAUUGGACAUCUCUGGAGAUUGGACGAUUGGAAAUCGAUUGGACAUCUCUGAAAAUGGCUGUGCACCGACGCUCCCCAUCCAACCUGAUGGAGCUUGAGAGGUCCUGCAAAGAAGAAUGGGAGAAACUGCCCAAAAAUAGGUGUGCCAAGCUUGUAGCAUCAUACUCAAAAAGACUUGAGGCUGUAAUUGGUGUCAAAGGUGCUUCAAUAAAGUAUUGAGGCUAUAAAUACUUAUGUACAUGUGCUUUUUUGGUUUUUAUUUUUUAUUAAAUUUGCAAAGAUUUCAAACAAACUUCUUUCACGUUGUCAUUAUGGGGUAUUAUUUGUAGAAUUUUGGGGAAAAUAAUGACUUUAAUCCAUUUUGGAAUAAGACUGUAACAUAACAAAAUGUGGAAAAAGUGAAGCUCUGUGAAUACUUUCCAGAUGCACUGUAUAAAUAGAACAGAAGAGGGAAAAAUUGAGAAAAAGACUUAAUUUUUUUUUUUUUUAAUAUCUAUUUUAAAUUUUUUGAAGGAAAGUAAAACAGAAAUGCAGGCAUACAACAAGUAGCCACAAGGCAAUCUAUUCAGGUGACAUCCACGAUGAAAUAUAGGCCAGUAAAUCAGUGUAACAUCAAUAUUGUAACCUAAUAAACACAAAGCAUCCCUCUAAAUAAACAGAUUUUAAUUUACUUUACACUUUAUGUGUGGUGCUGCAUGGACGAGGGAAGUAGUGCUGAAAGAGCUGAUAUAGCCAAAUAAUAGGCCAGUAAAUAAUAAUAAUAAUAAUAAUAAUAAUAAUAAUAAUAAUAAUAAUAACAACAACAACAACAACAACAAUAAUAAUAAUAAUAAUAAUAAUAAUAACUCAUAUUCAUCAUCAUCAUCCUCAUAUGUAGAUAAUUAAAUAUACAAACUUUCAAAUUGAGUACUUUCAGUAAACUAGUUUUUAAAAUGUAUGUCAGAGAAAGUACUCCUAACCUACCACAGCAAUUUGCCAACAAUUACUAUUUUGAAUUUAUGAAUGAACAGAUUUAAAUGUAUUGAUGAAUGGAUGAAAUAAAAGUUGUCACGGACAAAUCAUUUAAGAGAUGUUCGUCUUAUGCAGGUGACUCGGGAUGGGUCGAUGACGUUAACGCUACCAAACCUGCUCAAGAGUUAUGAAGGCAAACUCUGCAUAGUUUUGAUUAUGAUGAUAGAUCUGAUGAUUUUUCAGCUUGAUAUAUGAGGAUAGGUUCCACUGACGUAGGCUUCUGUACGCAUAUCAUUCUGUGUCACCACACGCAGAAGUCUCGUUUUCAACUUUUUUUUUUGUUUUGUUUUUUUUGUUUUGUUCUCGAAGGCGUGUAGGCUUGUACGUGCCUUUAUAAACCACUGAAGCUUGUCACCAGUGCACAUUACCACAAAGGGAGAAAUCGAGGCAGAAGUCCUAAAGAAACCUACUUUUUUUCAAUUACUGCUUACAGGGUAAGUAAUUUCACGAUGUUUUUUCUUUUUCAGAUCUUGACUAUCAGAGUCUUAACAUUUUGAUUUCUUUCCCUUUUCCCGUUUUAGUUCCCCCUUCCCCUAUUUACAUCAUAUAGAUAAGCUUAUAUUUUCUUUUGAAUUAUUUUAACGACAACAUUGGACAGACUGAACUGUAAUAAAGUUGUUUUUAAAAAAAAAAAAAAAAAAUGUCUGAUACAUCCUGUAGUGAUAACAGGUAAUACGAUUUAAUCUUAUUGACUAAUUAAUUGUUUGGUUUGGUUAUUUGUGCUCGUUGAGUGCAGGUUAUGACAGUUGUAGAAUGAACAGUUGACUUCAUGAGGCUCAAUUUCUGUGGCCACUUCCAAACAAACGAUGAUGAUUAAUGGGAUGUAUUUAUACUUCUAAUGCAUUCUCAUUUUAUUGCUAACUAAUUAGUGCACAAAACUAUGUAUAGCACUUUUAAGGUCAACGUAAUUGGGUAUUUUCCUAUUGAAAUAUCUAAUUACAAAUUACUGUUACACUUUAAAACUGGCCUAUUUUCCUUGCUAAAAUCUCAACAUGUGUGUUCUCUGUUAAAUAUUUUUUUCAUGACAUGAUUUUUUUUUUUUUUAUAGUGACUGUGAGAUAAAAUGGACAUCAAACCACUUUUUCGGAAACUAGGCAUAGGUGUACGAAUCUUCUUUACAUUUCUUUUUGCCCUCCUAGUACUUGGACUGGUACUAUGGGCUUACAUUGCCCAUGUAAAUCUUUUAGCAUCCCAGUAUGGCAUUAUAGCCUUUGGCUUUUAUGGUCUUCUGCUAUGUUUUCAUCUACUGGUCCAGAGUAUUUUUGCCUUUGUGGAGCACCGGCGGAUGCGUACCCGAAAAGAAGCUUGUUCCUACACCAAGGCUGUUGGUUUUACCAUCUCUGCUUACCAGGAAGACCCAAAGUACCUUCGGGACUGCUUAGAAUCAGUUAAGGCACUCUGUUAUCCACCUGAGUUGCUCCGGAUUGUCAUGGUGGUGGAUGGUAAUACAGAAGAAGACCGCUACAUGAUGGAGAUGUUCCAGGAAAUUUUUGCAGAUCAGGAUCCCAGCUGCUAUGUGUGGCAGAACAAUUACCACACACACCCAGCUGGGAUGGAUCCCCAGGAAGAUACCCAGCGCAGGAAGGUGGAAGAGAUUAUAAGAACCAAGCGAUGUGUUUGCAUUAUGCAAAAGUGGGGAGGAAAGAGAGAAGUGAUGUACACAGCAUUCAAGGCACUGGGCUCUUCAGUGGACUACAUACAGGUGUGCGAUUCAGACACAAAGCUGGAUCCCCUGGCAACAGUAGAACUGGUCAAGGUGCUUGAGAGUAACACAAGAUAUGGUGCUGUGGGUGGCGAUGUGAUGAUCCUUAACCUGAAAGACUCAUACAUCAGCUUCAUGAGCAGUCUGCGAUACUGGAUGGCUUUUAAUGUUGAGAGAGCAUGCCAGUCAUUUUUUGACUGCGUCUCUUGCAUUAGUGGCCCCUUAGGGCUGUAUAGGAAUGACCUACUGCAACAGUUUUUGGAAGCUUGGUACAACCAAACAUUUCUUGGCAGACACUGCACUUUUGGAGAUGAUCGUCAUCUUACGAAUCGCAUACUGAGCAUGGGCUAUGCUACCAAGUACACAGCUCGCUCAAAGUGCUAUACAGAGACACCAUCCCAGUUCCUCCGUUGGUUGAACCAGCAGAUGCGGUGGACCAAGUCAUAUUUUCGUGAGUGGCUCUACAAUGCUAUGUGGUGGCACAAGCAUAACCUUUGGAUGACCUAUGAGUCCAUUGUGGCUGGAAUCUUCCCCUUCUUUGUAACAGCCACCAUGAUCCGACUGUUCUGGGUGGGUACGCUUUGGAAUAUCCUGUGGGUCCUUUGCUGCAUUCAAUUAAUUGGGCUGAUUAAGGCAGCCUAUGCCUGCAUCUUGCGACAAAAUUUUGUGAUGAUGUUCAUGUCUCUCUAUUCUGCCCUAUACAUGACAAGUCUUCUGCCCACUAAGUAUUUCGCUAUGAUUACCAUAAAUAAGAGCAGUUGGGGCACUUCUGGCCGCCGUAAGCUAGUGGGAAAUUACAUGCCUCUCCUUCCCCUGUCAAUAUGGGCAGCCAUCCUGCUGAGUGGUUUAAGCUACACAAUCUACAGGGAAAGCAAUCAGGACUGGAACUCAGCUGCAAAAAAAGAGGAGAUCAAAUAUUUGAUCUAUGGUGCUGUGGCAUAUGUCAGUUACUGGUUUAUAAUGGUCUUCGUAUACUGGAUGUGGGUUCGUAGACUGUGCCGAAAACGUUCUCAGGGUUACAAUGUGAAUGUGUAGUAUAAUUUUCAUGUGAUUUAUUUAUUUAUUUAUUUAUUUAUUUAUUUAUAGUUUGUUUGUUUGUUUGUUCACUUGUGUGCACAAUGUUUAUUUAUGUUUUUGUUUAUGUUGAUUUGUUAUGCUUUUUAUGGACUGUUUAUUACAUAUUAAUAUAAUUUGUAAAGCAUCUUGCAAUAUGAAAAAUUUCCACUGUAUUAUAGAAUUUACUCUGUGUUAUACAAACUUUGUGAAAGAUCAAAUUACUUUGUGUUUGAAAUGUUGACUGAAACAGUAUUUAUACUUGUGCACUGUGGCACCUAUUUACUAUUUCAAAUAUGUACCCUUGUCCUUUAACAAUCUCGUUAUGCUGAUAAGAGUUGAAAUGUACUUGAGGCAAACUGUAGUCAAUAGAUUUUGUUUAGCAGUGCAAAAUUUUCAUAAAAUUUUUAUUUCUUUUAUUCGGUGACAUUAUAUUGGUGUACAUGUGACAGUUGCUGAAAGAUCACAUCUAUUAAUGUCAAUUGGAUGGUUUGAGAUAAGGUUACAAGUGUCAUGUCACAGCAAACCAGUGACUGCAUUUCCCAUCCUGCACAGUGACCUACAAACAUGGCCGCUAUGAACUACACUUCCGACAUGCAAUCACAUGUUCACCUUCUUCGGAAUACUAAUCACACACACCUGUUUCCAAUCUCACACACACUCACACCACAGUAUAUAAGAGACUGCUCAAACACUAUGACUUUGCGUAGUAUUGAGUUAACUCUUUGCUAAGCGGUUUUUCUU
Molecule: messenger RNA, 5157 nt
Organism: Ictalurus furcatus (blue catfish)
Lineage: Eukaryota; Metazoa; Chordata; Actinopteri; Siluriformes; Ictaluridae
Product: hyaluronan synthase 1-like
Exons: 4
Coding region: 2722-4395 (557 amino acids)
Biological process (GO): extracellular matrix assembly; hyaluronan biosynthetic process
Molecular function (GO): hyaluronan synthase activity
Source: RefSeq, a predicted model, not a curated record